AUGGGCGGUGGAAGAUGGCUGCCAUAUAUGGAAGGAAAUAUUAGAGUUUUAAAAAUUUGGUCUGAUAUAAUUAAUGCAGUUAGAUCUCAGCCUGAACUAUUCAAUUUCUACCUUGAUAACUCCAUAAAUCAGUUGGGAAAUGAUAGGAGAGCUCAAUUUUGGCUAGAUAAAUGGUCAGGGGACUUGUGUCUUAAGAUUGAAUUUCCUAGACUAUUCUCUCUGUCCACUGAUAAGUAUGGAAUAGUUUUUGACUUUUAUACCAGAAGAGGAAGGCAGCAGGACUGGAAUCUGGAAUUUAGGAGGCCUUUGUUGGCUUGGGAGGAAGAGGAGGUCAUAAGUCCAGAUGUUUGGAAGUGGAAGGUUGAUCCAUUUGGGUUGCUCUCUGUUGCGUCAAUGUACAAAAGAUGUGAAUUAUUCUUGGGGCCUGUUAGGAAUAUGACAGUGGCAGUUUGGCAUAACUAUGCUCCACCUAAAGUAAAAUUCUUUGGGUGGUUGGCAUGGCAAGGCAAGGUGAAAACAUCAAGUUUCCUGCAGAGAAUAGGGAUCUUAGAAGUGAAUGCAGAUGUGGGUUGUGCUUUCUGUCAAGAUGAGGUAGAAACAGUCAAUCAUAUCUUGCUUUUUUGCCCUUCUGUUUGGCUGUUGUGGUCUCAUAUUAUGAAACGGUGGGGCGUACAGUGGGUUAUACCAAACUCAGUGCAAGGACUGUUACAGUGGUGGUCGUUCUAUAAGAUGAAAAAGAUUCAGAAGCCGCUAUGGAAGGUUGUGCUUUUGGCUAUCUUUUGGUCCAUAUGGAAGCAUAGAAAUGAAUGUGUGUUUAAUGGGUUGCGGCCAAAUUUUGAAGAUCUAUGUGAGCCUGUCAAAGUAAGAAUAGCUUUGUGGGUCAAAUCAUCCCCAGCCAAAGUGGAGUUCUCUAUUAAUGAUGUAGUCUUAAACUCACAGCAGGUCCAAUAUUGUAUUAUGCAUAGAAGUUGA
Messenger RNA from Camellia sinensis, 972 nucleotides. Lineage: Eukaryota; Viridiplantae; Streptophyta; Magnoliopsida; Ericales; Theaceae. The record is from RefSeq and is a predicted model, not a curated record.